Molecule: messenger RNA, 12121 nt
Organism: Pomacea canaliculata
Lineage: Eukaryota; Metazoa; Mollusca; Gastropoda; Architaenioglossa; Ampullariidae
Product: serine-rich adhesin for platelets-like
Exons: 6
Coding region: 218-3217 (999 amino acids)
Molecular function (GO): DNA binding
Source: RefSeq, a predicted model, not a curated record
CAAGGCUGUAAGGGUCUUUGUCAGCGAGAGGCUUAAAAAAAUUGCGGUUUCUAAUAGAUGUGGGCAGUCAUGAUGCUCUAAAUGAUAUUUCAGACUGCUUAAAUUCAUAAUGGAGAAUGCUGCAGAAUAUGGACCUGCAUUACCGCCUGUAGACAUUUGUUCCUGGCAAAAUAGCAAAUGCUAGGAUUAAGUGUCCACCAGAAGAUUGCUUAAAGGCAUGCAAGAUUCAUCUGUUCAAGUGAAGCAAGAAACACACAUGAUUGGACCAUCACUUCCAUCUGGCUUUAUGAAACAGGAACACAUGGAAACUGAAACUUCAGGCAACGUGGCAGAGGAGACUUCGGCAGCUGUUGCAGCCAUCGGAUCAGAAAUACCACAGCAAGGAACAGAGUCACUUUCCACCAGCACGGGUGUUAUUACAGCGAAUUAUGUUGCUGGCACUGAAGGAGAAGGUCUGGGUACAAUUGGACCACUUGUCUCAGAAAUGAGUCAUGGUGAUGAAGUGGUGCAAGCAGCAGAGGAGUUUGAGAGACGUUCUCGAAAAAUGAAAGAUCACCUGACAAUUAAGGCAGAGGCAGAACCAGGACCUAGUAAAAGAGAAGAGUGGAUGACAGAGCUGCCACCAGAGAUGGGCAAGAAUUUUGGUUUGACGACCAGAACUUUCAGCAAAGGAACUGGUAGUGACAGCAAAGACCGGUCUGACUGGACAGACACUCCUGCAGACAAAGUCAAAAAGGAAAGAGAUGGGAAGAGCAAGAAAAGGAAGAAGGAUGAAACUGUGGAAAAAAAUAUAUCAAAAAGGGAUGCACAGCUACAGCAGCAGGUGGAAGAGUACAAUAAAAAAAAGAGACCUGAGUCUUUGGUUGAAAUGCAUCAAAAACACAAAAAGAAGAAAAAGACUUCUUCUGCUCAAAACCAGACGCAGACUGUUGCAGAGUCAACACAAGUUCAGCCUACUGUACAACACUCCACUCAGGUUCAGACACAAACACAGACCAUCCAGCAUCUGACACCCCAACAGCAGCAGCAGCUUCAGCAACAAGUUGUGGCAGCAGGUGGAGAUCAGAUGCAAUUCCUGCAACUUCCGGAUGAAAUAAGAGAAAGUCUUGACCUACUGUCAGACCAGAAAACAUCAGAAUAUUACAGUGGGGAGUUUCAACAGACUGAAUUCAAUGAAGGUAAACCAUUGGCAGACCUCCUUCUAAACCAGAAUAUGGUUGGGUACAGCCAGGAUGGGACAGUAUUUUCGCAGGGAGGAGCCGUUUUUAGUACCAGCCAGAUGAUUGCUCAGGCUUACAACCAAGCCCAGCAGCUCUCCACUGCAUCACUCAGUCAGCACCCUAUCUUUGCUACCAGUUUAGCAGGGCAGGUAGGGCCAAAUAUGGGUAUCACCAUCAUACCAGCCCCUCUCCAGGAGGGGCAGACUACUCUGCAGGAUGGGCAAACAUCAGUUACUGAUGACUCUCAGACUGCAGGGGCUGUCCAGGCACUGAGUGGCACAUACGCUGGUACCAUCACCUCACAGGCAUCAUCUAUCUCUGCCUUUCCUUUGGGACAAAAUGUCAUCAUUGCUUCACCUAGCACACAGCAAGGGAACUUUAUUUUCACAUCUUCUGGACAGGCAGGAGGAGGUAUUGGACAAAACAUUGUCAUUGCCGCUCCAGGGCAGCAGGGCAGCUACCUUGUAAAGCAAGAAACGCAAGAAGAACUUGCCCAGACCUUGGUUUUGGCAUCACAAAAUGCUCAGCAGACCCUCGGCCACAACGUGAUCAUGGCAUCAAGUAGCACUCCUCAGACAGCCACACUUAGUGAUGGGAGCAGUGUGGUGCUGGCCCACUCAACUCCUUCUGGUACGCCAACAUCAGAAGGCCAGGGUGGUGGGAAAACAGUGUCAAUUUCUUCCAAGAGCCUGCAUCCCACAGCAAGUAGUAUUUCAGCUGCAGCAGCAGGACUUCAGGCCCAAGGCAGCAUGCAGCCUGUCUCCUUAGUCCUUCCACCAGUGAAUUCCAUCUUUCCCCAGCUGCAGAACAUACAGAGUCAGACCACUUCUCCUAAUUUUAUUCAUCUGAGUGCUAAAAUGGACAAAAUGAUCAUCAUACUGCAAGAGACUGCAAAAUCUCUGGCAGACACUAACAAACGUCUAGAACGGAUAGAGUCCCAUCUCAGUAUGACACCUCCCUCCUCGAGCAAAUCCAAGAAAAGCAAAAGCUCCUCGUCAUCAUCUUCAUCGUCAACAACAACUGCAACUGCAGCAACAUCAUCCUCAACAUCAACCACUCCUUCUGGUCCAGCUCCCUCAAAAAGUGAGCUAAAGGCAGCUCUUGCAGACUAUCUUACUAUCACAGAUUUCAGCAACACUGAUGAGCUUCGACGCAAUGAUUCUUCUUCAGACCUGUUUAUUCCAGUGGGAACUGUGAGCUUGCCCAUUCAGGAGCCACCAAGUCCAAGUUUCAGUGAGGCAAGUGGAGAGACAGCUACCUCCACUGUUUCUGAAUUGCCGGAUCAGAACCUACUAGUGUUGAAUGACCCGAACACAGCCAUCGUCACUACACCCGAGCUCACCGCCCCAGACAGCCAGAGUGGUAUUGCUGUAACCAUCUACGAUAGUGAGGGAGGAACUUAUGAGCUGGGACCCGACAGCAGUAAAGACAAUGCUGUGGGUCGAUUCACCACUGUUUCACAGAAUCCUAAGACUGUCAUUGUAGAUCCUAAGUUUUGGGAAAUGUUGGUUGAGGAUUUCCAGAAAAACAUGACCUCAAAGCAGAUCAUGUCUGCUCUAGCCAAUGUUAGAAAGCCACUUGUUCGCAAUAUGGGCAAUAAUGAGAUCAGUAUUUGCUCAACAGUUCUGAAGGAGGCUGAAGAGGCUUGCCAAGGGAGAAGAGAACGUUUGGCAAAAGAACUUGUGUUUCGUAUCUUCACUUUGGGUGAAGUGUAUGAUCGCAACGUGUCUGGUGUGUUUUACAUCAAGGGUAAGAAGAUGGAGAACAAGCACAAGGCUUUGGAUCCAGCUAAGAUGUCAGCUAUUCGUUUCUUGGUGAUGCGUUAUCCACCUUCAGUGCUGGACAAUCCCCGGCUUGAGAAACUAGUGUGGAAAAAUUGUGUGGACCGCAUUAAUGAUGCCCUGCGUCGAAUUUACAAUUGGAUCCACAAACUGGUUGAUAUCAACUCCAUUGUUGACAAGCUACCCACAGACAGUAUCUUGCAAAGUUCUGUGUAGCUGUUUCUCUCCCCACCCCAUUAUCCCCCUUGUUUUUCAAAUUCACCCAGUAUCUUUGCUUCUCCUUUAUCAUGAUCACACACUUACUCCAUGGUCCAACAGAGUUGUGCACACAAUAAUACCUGUGACAUGAUGGUUCCCUUAAAAUGAAAAACUAGUGGAAUUUUUUUUUUUUUUUUUUUUUGUCUUCUAAGUUUUAUAGUCAAAAAAUUUUUUUUUUUUUUUUGUUUCAUAUGCAUUUAAAACCAUUCUUUAGACAAGAAUAUAGGAUGCUGGAGGAGGGAAUUGAUUGCUUGUGAACACUUAGCUUCAGAAGAGCUAUUUUUUACAUGUUGUCUCUACUCAUAAUUGGUCAAAACUUCUGAAGGACACUCCUACCCAUUUUCUUUGCAUGUUGACUGGUAUGUAAACUUCUAGGCUAGCUUCCCAGAAUUCAUCUCAAAAGACAGGAAGCAUUCAGUCCCUUAACAGGGUCAAAAAUUACAGAAAGACUGCUACUAAACUAGUAAUUUGAUAGAUGCAAGGUAUGUCAGCAUCCUAUCAGAAAGAACUUUAUACAAUAUAAUCUUAGAUUUUACAUCUUAUCUUCAUCUGUAUAUGCUGUGUGAUGUGCAGUUCACCUUUUAUAUAAUGAAAGGUGCUUAAGAGCAUAAAGAAAAUCAGGUCAUUUAAGCGUGAAAUUUUACUGCAGACUUCUGUCUGCUUUUUUAUGUUGCUUUUUAAAGCUUUUGAAAAAUCUCCAGGCUGCUGUGGCUGGCAGAAUUGAGGUCUAACUCAUCCAUUCAGCCAGUUUGAUUUUAGCUUCUAGUGACUACUGAUGUAUAAGAAACCAGCAACUAGAUGGCUUGAAACAACAGCACAAAACAAUGCAUAUGCACAUGCACUUUCCAUAGACUAAGACCAUUAAAUUUGAAUACAUAAGUUUAAAGCUGUUUGGGCGAAAAAAUUUGUAAAUGGGAGGAGGGGAGGGGUUUAUAAGAUGGCACAGUGCAAACAAAAAUUUAAAGCUAACGGUCUUUGGAUCAUAAGACUAUUGAGUAGCACAACUCUUAUACAUAUAUCUAUACAUUUUAAAACUUUUAGGAACUUUUUUCCCAUUUUUGUAUGGCAAAGGGUGAGCAUGUUACAUAACGUAACCUUUAUCAUGCAUUUUAUCUGAUUAAACACAUAUUGUCUUUGAUAAUGAAUGUUUACCUACAUCAGUGUUCAGGUAUUGCACUGAGCUUGUCUUGCUGCAGUCAUUGUUGUUAAUGGCCUGUAUAUCAAUCAGGUCAUCUUGGAUUAAUACACCAAUUUUAUUUUAGCAGAUUUUGGUAUUGUGUAACAAUGGGGUGUUUCCUGAACAAAUUGGCUGCUUUUAAGAAAUACAUUUUGUGUGCCCUAUGUUCAUGGUUAAUGAUGACCCUUGAAGAAAGUAUUCUUUCUUUUCUUCUUCUACUCCUUCCCACCACCCUUGCCAUUUCAGCCAUUUGUUGUUUAUGGUUCAUUAGUUCAUCAUGGUUCAUAAUUUCUUCAGUUUUCUUUCUCUCUCUCUAUUUGUUGUUGCAUAAAACUUAAUUUUUUUAAAGGUAAUGACUAUUGCUGGCAAAGGAGAGGUAAGUUGAAUAAAGUUUAGUUGAUGGUAACAAAGAGUUAUAACAAUAAUUGAAGUAGCAGAGCGCAUUUCACUGUUUGGAGGCAAAGUCAACGCGCUGUGCACAAAAGACUACAACUAAACUGACAUUCGACCAUACAACACAGCAACACAAGCAGCAACAGAUGGAUAACACUAUGGCAGACAAAAGUGUAUGGAUGAAGAUUGAGAAGUAAGCAGAAGAGUUUGCUUGAUUAUGAAAGAUAAUUCUUAGAGAUUUGUUUUGAAGCCAAACUUGAAAGCUUCAAACAUACAGUUCAAAAAGAAAGGGGCAGAUAAUUCCAAAUGGGGCCAGAGAAGGAGUGCCUGCCAGAUUUUUCUCAUCUGAUGCAUAAAACAGAGAGGCAGGCAGCAACUCAGGUAGCAAGGCAUCGAUCACCCUGGCCUUCUGGGGUGAGGCCACGAAGACAACAGUAGCACAGUGUGGCGAUCAUGUAAUCAAUGUGAGCUCUAACUGGGAGCCACAGGAGCUCAUGGAGGAGAGGUGAUGCACGUCUUUGACCUGAAGAAAACAAUGUCAGCAGCACGAUUUGAGCCUUUAAAGUUAGGUAGAUCGAUGAAUAGAGAGUUGCAGUAACCCGGGCAGGACAGCACAGAAGUGGAUAUGAGCUGAUUAGUAGCAAAAUCUGACAGGAAAGGUCAGAUAUGACUGAUUCUGUGAAACUCAAGGAAGAUGAACUUGCAGACUGCAUUGAUGUGGGACCCUAUAGACAAUAAGAUGACAGUGAUAAUACCGAGAUUUCUGGUGGUCUAGAAAAGAGUUGCUCCUCUAAGAGAAUAUAAAAGUAGCAAAGGAUGACAUGUAUUUCAGUUUAUUUGCAGAGGCUGUUGGAAUCAAAAUAAAUAUACAUUAAUCUUUUUACACUUACUUCUUAUUGUCUUUGUUAUAUCCGAAACACAAUCUCAUGUUUCACAGUGGUACCACACAAAGAGCCAUUGUUCAGAACAAGAAAUGUCCAAUGGAAAAGCAGCAAGUAAUUAGUGAUGGAGCAUUUCAGCUUCCGGGCAAUUAUAAAAGUUUGCACAUCUCAACAUUUUCUAAAAAUCGUAAGCAUAAGUAAAUGUUGGCAGUUGAUGCUGUAGUAAAGCAAGAUGUUUUAUUUUAGAUAAAGGAUUGUAAGAACUAGUUUAUGAGACUUAAAAAUGUUAGAAAUAUUGCAGUAUUUGCUAAGAUAAGAUGCAAAGAAAAUUGUUCUGAUGUGGUUUUCUAAACAAAAGUAAUUUGUUAAAUGUUCUCUUUUUUCUUGUCAUGUUGAAUGCAGCUCUCAAGUCCAAUUUGAUCAACAUACUGAGUUUUGUGAACAUAAUAUUUCUAUAUGGUUGUGCAAGAGUUGUGGUUUCUACACUCAAUAUGAAAUAUACUUUUUGAGAAAAGAGCACAUAAUUUCAGACAUCUGAUAUGAGGUAAAAGCCAUUCUCUGUUUUUGACUAUGUCAUGAAAUAUAGAAUGGCUUGUGCUUAGAUAUCAGACUGUGAAAUCAGACAAGUAUGUUGCUAAGGUUCUUCUUACUCAGACAAAUAUGGACAAAUGUUUAACCAAGUUGACAGAGUUGUUUGUGUCAUCAUGUAAACACUUUGCCAAACAUGGUCAAAUACUUGUCCAAUUAAAAAAGGCAUAUUCAUGUGCUUAGUAGGAAUGAAAUGCAGCUGUUUUAAUUUCAUCUGCAGCAAAGCAAGUUAAAAAAAAAUAAUACUUGAAGUAUACUUUAAGGGCAUUGUGGAAGAAGAAUGUUAUUUCCUGUUGAAACAGUCUUUAGAUGUAAACUGUUUAAUGUUUUAGUCAGUAUGUUUCUUUUCUUUUCUUUUUUAUUUUUUUUACAUUAUUGUGACAUUUAGAAAUGAAACAUUUAUUUAUGAGACACAGACUGUUAGUUUCAGAAGUAUUAUGCUGCCAUUUUUGUAUGUUAAGCAUCUUAAUCUACAGCAUAUUUCUGAUUUUCAAAUCCCAUUUGCCACAUUAAGCAUAACAUAUACCUUCUACCUAGCGUAGACAUUUGUAGUUUGAUUAUUAAGGUAUGUUUGCUUUAUAUAAUUUCACUUACAAUAUUGUAUGUAUAAAUAUAUAUUACAUGUUUUAAAGCUCAGGUGCUGAUAUGAAUAAGUAAAUUUAAGGAAUACAAAACGUUCUGUAAGAAAGAUAUUGAUCUUCAAAGAUUAUCAGUUUAGAGAAGGCAUUAAAAAAUGUUGGAUGACUGUUUAAUGCAGACUAUAUUGUCUGUGAUAUAAAGUGAUGUUUGCAUGCACAAGAAAGAAAGAGAGAGAAAGUGUGCAUGUUUCUGUGCAGGUCAGAGGAAAAUGAUUACGAAUCUGCAAAGUGCAAUCUUUGAAGCUGUUUACAGGCUUUUGGUUUAUAUGCCUUUCUCAGACAAAUUCUUUUUGGCUUAUUUCUUCAGUGUACUUAUGGUACCAUCUCAUUCAGGUUCAUAAAAUCUUUUUAAGGAGUUUAAAAAAAGACACCAAUUUGUUCUGUAGGUGUUGUUGACAUUAAUGCUUUGCCCUGCAUGUUCAUCGUUGUAACGAGCAUGUCUUAUGAAUGUUCUUAUCAGUGUAAUUAUGACUGUUUUAAACUGUAUGGCUUGAAGAGUGUCAAAGGCAUUCAUUUAGCAUUUUCAGCAUGGUCUUUUAGCUCUUUAUGAAUUAGCAGAUUUCGUCAGUUGUAUAUAUUAUGUUUGUCAUUGUCUGAAGUAGCUGCCUAGAAAUGGCCAUCCUUUUUAGCCCUGCAUAAAAUGAAAAUUUUAAUUAUAUGAACGGAACAAGAAAAAAGAUAAGAAACAGUUUCCCCCCCACCCCACCCCCUGCUUGUGACUAACUGAUACGGUUUAAUUAAAAGUACACAUUUCUGUAUUGCUCAUGGGCUGUUGUCUCGUUCUGUUGCAAAUUGACGUGACCUGAAGGUUACGUGGGAAGGAUGACUUAUUGAAAUGUAAGCAUGAUUUUUGCAUGUUUCUGGCAAUGUUACUUCAUGGAGCCAUCAGGCAUGAAAAAUAGCAGCGCACCAAUAUUAUGAACUUCACAGUGAAAAGUAAUUAUUAAGGUUUUUAAAUCCAAGCUGCAUCCAUUUUUGUGGCACUGUUGAGUAGGUCACCUCAUUAUUUCCUCAUUUCAUUAUGUUGGGAGAGGUGGAUUGUAUAUGCCUGAUGUAUGUGCUCAUACAUGUUUAUCAUUGUCUUGUUAAAUGCUUUUUAGAUUGCACUCUGCAGAAGUGUCUCUUAACGUUGAUUACUGUUUCAUUGGCUUUUAUUACAUCAGCAUUCUUCAAGAUGAUCAUGCACCAGAUGGAUCUGAUAAACAUAAAUAUUUGGCUGAGUUUGUUGUUGUCUCUUACAUCUCCUUGGUCCUUAAUGUUCUAAAAUUGUGUAAAAUAUUCCCUCUUGUUAUUUGUAGUAAAUGAGUCUAUCAUCAUGUUCAGCGUUUCAGAUAUUUCAACAGUGUUAUCACUUUUGUUGGUCUCAUGAAUGCUUGGUUGAAUGUGUACAAGCCAUUGGGGUCUAUGAAUUAUUAAUAAAGCAGGUAAAAAAUAAAAACACCAUACCACCAGGAUUUAAUUAUUGUUCUCUGAUACAAGGAAAACAUCACAGAGAAACCAUUUUUUGAAGACUAAAAGUAGUAAUUUAGCACUUUCAGUGAUCUUCAUUUUUGUUUAUGUACCAUAGAAUGUUUAUAGUUCACUGACUUACAUUGUUCAUCUGAUUUUAUAAAAUAGUUUUAAGAAUUUUUUCUCCUAGAAAUGACAAGGGUUUUCUCCUUCUGCAGCAUGGAUUAUUUUAAUAUUAAAUUGGAAAGAUUUGUUUCAUUUACAGCAGAAGCUUGUUUUUUAAAAAAAAAGUCAAUUUGAAAACAAGAAAGUGUUUGUUGAUUUCAUUUUUUUUCUACACAUCCUGCUCUGAAAACUUUUUUCACAGCAGUUCAGCACAAGUUGUACUGCCAGUUCUUUAGCAUGCCUUGGCUUGACCUAGAGAACAAAAGUUAAUUUCUGAAACUAAAAGGGUUGCAGAUUACAAAUUGUAAAAAUGUUAGAAAAGAUGUAUGCUUUGGGUAUCAACUGUCAUGCCAUUUCAUUAAGUUUUAUUCAUACUUCACAAGACUAGUUGUUAGCCACAGUUUUACAAUAAAUGUAGAAUUUUAAGCACUUGAACACUGCCACGAAAAAUGAAAUGGAAAUCUUGGCAUUAACUCUUGAUGUCCAAUUUUGCAACAGAUGUACUUUCAAAUUACCAUAAUAAUUAUAUGGUCAUGAUUAGAAGCACUUGAAUUAUGCGAAUGAACAGCCUGAAAACAGUCACUAAUUCUAGUUCUUAUCUUUACUGUGUAUAUGUGGAGGCAAGUGCACGUGGAAGUGUGUCUCUGUUAAAAAGAAAGUUAACAGUUUCUGUGAUGUACAUAAUAUAACCUGUUGCAUUUUGUACAUAUGAUCUUUAUUUAUUUGUGGUCACUUUUCUAUGUGCAUUAAAAUUUGCUUGUACUUUUGGUUUUGUAAAGCAAAGGACAAAGGAUAUUGCAUAUCGAAUAUAACUGUAUUCUGUUGACAUUUUUAUUGCAUGUUUAUGUUUUUUUCGGACAGUAAUCUCCAGAUGCCUUAAGCUAUGACUCAUUUCUGCCAUCAGUAUAAUGCUAACAGUGUUCUCCUGGGGGGAGGGGGUUGUUUGUACAUGUGAGCAUAUGUGCAUUCUUGCACAUUCUUGUGUUUUCACCUGCUUGGUUGAAAUUUCUUAAAGGGUUUGCCAUUUAUUCACUCUAGCACUUUUUGAAUGGCAUCAAAGCACCUUGGUCAGGAAAGAGCUUUCAACAUACAAUUCUGAAUAAGACCGAAUUACUUAUCAUACUCAUUUGUUUAGUUCAAACGUUCAUUUCAUACCCUCUCCCCUAUUUUUCAUGUUUGUUCUGUUGAAACUUGGUCAAAGUGGGUAUUUUUUUCAAAGUAAUGUUGACUUUUUUUACGGUAAAGUUUUUUGUAUUGCUGUAUUUGUUGAUUUCUAAUAUUUAUCAUAAAAGAGAUCUUAGUUCUUCUGUCACUUUCUCCACCCACCAUCUUACUCUCUCUCCAUUCACACCUUAAAAGUAGCCAUUCAGAUUUCAAACAAUCACGUAUACUCCAUGGGUUUUGUCAAUAUAUUAUCACGUAGGUACAGUUGUCGUUUUCAUUGUACAUCUGUAUUUAAACUUCCUCUUGCUGUUGAAAACUACUAACAUUACUGUUGCUUGACAAGUCUUGAUACAAUUUUAGGUUGGUUUUUUUUUUUUUUUGUUUUUUUUUUUUGUGACUAAUGUAGUAAAUACCGAAUAUAGUUUUGACUCUCACAUCUAAAAUUUGAGCUGUUUCAUGAUUGCUGGUGACUAAUGUUUGAAAAGUAUCAUGCAUAGUGAAAUACUUUGUGCACUUCUACUUGUUAAAGUAGCAUUUUGUGAAAAGGUCCUGAUAACCAAAAAAAAAAAUUGUCAUGUUGAAUGUGUUGUUUUAGCUCCACUUUGUCAUCAUAUAAACAGCAAUGUUUGUUGAUGUUCUGAUUCGUUGAAUAUUAGGCAAAUCUACUCAGGAAAAAAUUUUUACUUGCUUAGUUUUUACUGUGCUGGAGAUAUCCACAAGUUACAAUAGAUUUCUCAUUUAAUGUAUUGCUAACAGCUUCUUAAUAAUGCAGGGUUUAAUUUUUUGCUUUUGUUCUGAGUGUGUUUAAAUAGUUAAUGUGGGGUUUUUAGAAAGAGUUUAUGGGAAAGGGAUGUUGGAAUCAAAGCAAGUAAUGCUUUUCCUUUUGUUAAGAAAAUUUUGAUACAUCCUUUGCACUGUUCUGCUUUUCUUUAUGAAAAAUGAAUGGUUCUCUCGUUUCUCAAAAUUGGACUAAGUUUCAUUACUGUUAGUAUAUUUGUCUGCUCCUGUUUGUCUGAUGUUGUUAAUAGUUUAGAUGUUGUAAAAUGCAGCAGUUAGGUAAAUACAACCCACAAUGUUGUCACGAUCAUCAUGCACCAGCAGUCAGAUCUUGAUGUGAGUUGUUACCAAAGUUGUGCUUUUGGCUUUAUAAUUUUAACUGUCUCUAACCUUUAUGUAUUAAGUAGAUUUUCUGAAUAUAUUGUACAAUUUGCAGCUCUUUAUGCAUGCUAUAUUCAAAGGGAAUCUUUGUAUUAAGAGAUAAUUAUAAUAGAUGGUGCUAAAUUGAGAAGAUUUUAUGUGCUUUGAUCAAAAUAGAAUAUUUGUAAAACCCUGAUCUGACAAAAAAUAUAUAUAUAUACAUGUGAUACGGUUGCAUUUUACCACAAACAUCUCCUUUCAAGAUUCUUCAAACUUAUAAAUAAAUCUCAUAAUGUUCGUAGUUCGGCAGUGGGUUGGUUUCUUGGAUAUCAACUAAACUGCUGCAUCUGAUCAUGGAAUAUUUCCUAGUUCUUGGUACUAUAAUGUUAAGAUUUUCAGUACAACAAUUUGAAUUGUAUGUCACAAGAUAGUAUAUUAGGCUUUUUCUUUCUAUUCUGCUGUAAUUGAUAUAAAUUUUUCAAUUUUUUCAAUUAUAUGCCCACAUUUGUGAUUAUUUUUAGUAUUCUGUGGUCAGCAACAAAAAAGAGAAAUAGGAUUGAUUUAAUUCUUAAUGUUUCCCUCACCUUUUUUCUUUUUUUUUUUUUCUACCCCUUUCUCUCUCUCUCAUUUUUUAAAAUGCAGAAAGAUUUUCUGCAAACUGUUGUGCAGCAACAUUUUAGGGUUGAUGGCAAAGCAUACAUAAGCUAUCUUCUGUUUUAAGCUAUUUGAAUGAAUCUUUCUUUUGUAGACGUCAAUUUGAUGGCAAAUAUUAGAAUGCAUGCAAGUGGUAUAAGAUUGUUGCAUGGAUUUGGGUUGUGCCUUAAUAGGGAGGUUCAGCAAAGAUAACAUUGGCUGCAAUAUUGAUUUCCAUUCAACCAUUGCUGAUGAAAAAAACUUGUUUAUUAAGCUAGAUCCAUCACACAGUGGGUCCCCCUCUCCCCUUCAUGAUAUACCAUUAUCUUGUUCAUUGAGUAUAUGACUUAUAGGCUUCAACAUUUUCUGUGAAAAACAUCAGAUAAAUGGGACAAGAUCAGUCUUUUCCUGUUUCCUAUCUUGAUAUUUUGGUAUUAUUGAACCAUACAGAAUUGAUUGUGUUGUACCUUGUUAAAUUUGUGUUCCAUCUUAUAGGAAGUUUUCUGUAAUUGUACUGAACCAGUGGUCAUUGUACAUUAUUAUGUUACAUUCAUAAUGAACAUUUCUUUGUUUCCCUUCAAUUGGAGAUAAAUGUCGUGUUGGUUAAAAGUAGUUGUAAUAAAGUGUAGGAAGCAAA